GCGGCCCGUCUGCGGGCUCGGAACUUUCCGGCUACUUGGCUGCCCUCCCAGGCGCAGAAGCGGCGCCCCUUCCCGGCUCCAGCCGAAGCUGCCUUUCUCCCCGUCCGUUGCCCGACAGACCGGAGGCCCCUCGGAGGGGGGGUGGAAGGGGGCUUCUCUGAGCGAAGGAGCUUUGCAGCACAGGACUGAAGAGCCCCAUGGCGGCCUCAGGGGAGGAGACGCUGGUGGGGCAGCUGGGCGAGUUGGCCACCUGCCCGAUCUGCCUGGACUUCUUGGAGCAGCCGAUGGUCCUGUCCUGCGGGCACAACUUCUGCCGCCGCUGCCUGGCCCAGCUGGGCGAUCAGUCUUCCUGCCCCCUGUGCAGAGUCAGGGUGGAGCCCAAGCGUACCUACCCCAACCAGCCCAUGGCCAACAUCGUCUGCCAUUUGAAGAGGCGUCGACUGUCAGAGGGAGCCCAGGAGGAGAGCAGCGACCAACAGCUGUGCCAGGAACACAGGCAGCCCCUGCAGAUCUUCUGCUCCAGCGAGAAGAACCUCCUCUGCCUUGCCUGCUUGCGGGAGCACCGGGGCCACUCCCUCUUCUCUCUGCCUGAGGCUGCCCAGGGGUACAAGGACUUGCUGCAUGGCCUCCGGGAGCCCCUGCGGAAGGAGGAGCAGAAGCUGCAAAAGCAGAGGCAGGCCGAAGAGCAAAGCCGGCAGGAGUUUCAGGAGCAAUUUGCCGCCGAGAAGCAGAAGGUGGGCCUGGUGCUGGAGUCCCUGCAGGAGCUGCUCCGGGAGACGCAGCUGGGCUGGCUGGGCUGGCUAGCCGAGCAGGAAGAGAAGAUGGAAGCUGAGUGGGCGGUGGCCCUGGACAAGCUCUCCAGGGAGAUCCUCCACCUGCAGCAGCUGAUGGCCCAGAUGGAGAGGAAGUGCCGCCAGCCAAACGAGGAAUUCUUGCAGGACAUCCAGGACACCGUAGACAGGUGCCAGAGUUACGUGGUGGGGUCCGUAGAGAGCGCCUCUCCCAGGCUGCAAGUCAGACUCCGGACCCUCUUGGAGAAAAAUGCUUCUGUAAGGCGGAUUGUGGACAAUUCCAAAGCCUCUCUGCAGGCGACUCUGACCAGGGAGAACCUGGAGCGACUUCUGACCACAGCAGCUGCUCCAGAACAGCCAAGAUCUCCUAAAGUACUUCCUAUCUGAUGCAGAAUUUUUUGAUAUCUUUGGGAAGACAAAAGAUGCAAUUUACCAGAUGCCUACAUGGAAACAGCAAAACGAGAAGAAACAAUUCAGAUUGUUUUGAACAAAGGGACAAAUAGUUGGUGACACCUGAAAACAGGAUUGUUUGCAAGACAGGGCACAAAGGUUAAGAUGGGGCCACAAAUUUAUCUUAGAACUGUCAAUGCAGGUAAAAAAUUGAUGGAACUUUGAUCGCUCGGUGGCUAUACCAUCUUGGCUGUUUUGACUUCCUGACUCAGAAAGAAGAUGGAUCUUGGAAGAGAGU
Messenger RNA from Notechis scutatus (mainland tiger snake), 1479 nucleotides. The record is from RefSeq and is a predicted model, not a curated record. NCBI's taxonomy places the organism in Eukaryota, Metazoa, Chordata, Lepidosauria, Squamata, Elapidae.